Molecule: messenger RNA, 538 nt
Organism: Drosophila hydei
Lineage: Eukaryota; Metazoa; Arthropoda; Insecta; Diptera; Drosophilidae
Product: leucine-rich repeat extensin-like protein 3
Exons: 1
Coding region: 105-395 (96 amino acids)
Source: RefSeq, a predicted model, not a curated record
UUUCGCUUUGGCUUUCGCUUCAGUUGAGCAGAUUAAGCGAACGCGUUGAGUCGUGUUUCCCUCCAUCAAAAAUCAAGAAGUUUUUCACUUUAUACAAAAAGCAAAUGGCGCCUCAUGAUCGUUGCGGUGGCCCACCACGCCGUGGACCCAUCAUCAAUGUGCAGCUCGCACCACGCUGGCCGCGUCGCCAUCAUCACAACAACGUUGUGGUGGUGCAGGCUCCACCGCCACCACCACGUCCAGCGCCCGUUGUUGUGGUGCAGCAGGCGCCACCACCGCCCCGUCCCGCCACCAACGUUGUCGUGGUGCAGCAGCAGCCACCACCACCACCACCAGCCUAUUACCAGCCGCCACCAUCAGAUGGACACUAUCACAAUCCCCCGCCUCGCUACUAAAGCUAGAAGAAGUCGAAGACAAUUUUCAUGAAUUUACGCAGCACAAAUAUUUCGUACCCAUGUAGCCUGAUUAGACACAGCACCUGCACACUCGAUAUACCUCAAAAUAAAAAUAUAUAUGUCUAUAUAUGUAACAUAACUUA